Molecule: messenger RNA, 1458 nt
Organism: Ipomoea triloba (trilobed morning glory)
Lineage: Eukaryota; Viridiplantae; Streptophyta; Magnoliopsida; Solanales; Convolvulaceae
Product: E3 ubiquitin-protein ligase PUB24-like
Exons: 1
Coding region: 53-1309 (418 amino acids)
Biological process (GO): protein ubiquitination
Molecular function (GO): ubiquitin protein ligase activity
Source: RefSeq, a predicted model, not a curated record
CACUACUAAAUUUAAUUUUCUCUCUCUAUAUUUAUAUAUAUCUAUAUACUGUAUGUAUACAUAUAUGGGGGAAGGUGGUGAGAUUCCGGAGUAUUUUAUGUGUCCGAUCUCGCUUCAAAUCAUGAAGGAUCCCGUCACGGCGGCCUCCGGCAUAACCUACGACAGGGACAGCAUCGAGAAAUGGUUGUCCGAUGGCCGGAGCACUAUGUGUCCGGUGACGAAGCAGCCGUUGCCUAGAGGCGCGGCGGAGUUAACGCCCAAUCACACUCUCCAGCGCCUCAUUCAGUCGUGGUCCGCCGGCGGUGUCCGCCGGAUUCCGCCGCCUAAUCCUCCUAUAACCAAGGCUUACGUCGUUAACCUCGUCCGCGCCCUCUCCGUUCCGAUCCUCCGCUUGAAAGCGCUGCAGAAGCUGGAUAGGUUGGCGGCGGCGGCGGAGGAGAGCGAGAGGAAUAGGAAGUUCAUGGCGGAGGCCGGCGUGGUUAAGGAGAUGUUGAAGUUUGUGGUUGAUUGUUACAAAUACGGCAAAACGGCCGGACUGGAAGAAGCUCUCAACGUUCUAUAUCUAAUGCGGAGCCAAUUUGUUUCGUUUGAAAGUGAUGAGAUUCUGGACUCGAUUUUGUGGAUUUUGGAUAGUUACGAUGCCGGCGGAAAUUGCGGAGAUAUAAAACGGCAUGCAUUGUGCGUGUUGAGAACGAUCGUGGCGAGAGCGGAUUCCGAUUCCGGUUCCGCCGCCCUAGAGCGGCUAAAACCGGAUCUCCUGAAGAAACUGGUGAGCAGUCUAAGGGAUGAAAAAAACGAGAUCAAUCUGCAAGGAAUAAACGCCGCCUUGCAAGUCAUAUCCGCCGCCUGUCAAUGGGGGAGAAACCGAGUCGCCUUGAUCGAAUCCGAGGCGGUGUUCGAGCUCAUCGAGGUGGAGAUCAACAACUUCCGGGAAAAAAAAACAACCGAGCUAGUACUCGGAAUCUUAUCCCAGCUGUGCUGCUGCGCGGACGGGAGAGCGCAGCUGCUGAGCCACGCGGCGGGGAUAGCGGUUGUGAGCAACGCGAUACUGAAGGUGUCGGCGAGGGCGGACGAUGAGGCGCUGGCGGUGCUGUCGUCGAUAUCUAGGUUUUCGGCGACGAGUAGAGUGAUUGGGGAGAUGCUGAGGGUGGGGACGGUGGCGAAGCUUUGCAUGGUGCUUCAGGCCAACUGUGCAUCUUACUUGAAGGAUAAAGCAAGAGAGAUUCUGCGAUCCCAUUCUGAUAUUUGGAAGGAUUCUCCUUGUGUUGAUGAAAUGGUUGCUUCCUUCACAAGGUGUGCUACCACCUGACCAUCAUAUCAUCCCAUUUCAAUCCUAGCUAGUUUCCAUCUUUUCAAAUCAAAACACAUGUACUCACACACCCAAAUCGUGUGUGUAUAUAUACACUGUAUAUACAAAUUAUUUGUGCAUUAUAUAAGGAACAAGUUGAUAUGUUUUCA